Molecule: messenger RNA, 1341 nt
Organism: Balearica regulorum gibbericeps (East African grey crowned-crane)
Lineage: Eukaryota; Metazoa; Chordata; Aves; Gruiformes; Gruidae
Source: RefSeq, a predicted model, not a curated record
GACCUUCAUUUACCUGUUGCUGUACCUGAAGUUCCCUCCUCACCAAGACAUGAAUUUCCUGCAGACUGGAGUCUUAAAACACGACUUUUAUUUAUGUCUUCCCAUCCUUUUACCUGGGCAGAACAUUUAAAAGCACAAGAGGAAGCCCAAGGAUUUGCUCAGCAUUGUAGAGCUACAGAAACAAACUUGCCACAGAGCAUACAGGAACCAAAACUGUCCACAGAACUGCGCUGUGCCUUUCAGCAAAGCCUCGUUUACUGGCUUCACCCUUCACUGCCAUGGCUGCAGCUGUUCCCUCGGAUUGGAGCAGAUAGAAAAAUAGCUGGAAAGGCUAGUCCUUGGUCACAGGAUGAAGCCUUGCAACAAGUGCUAAUGAGCGACUGGUCUGUCAGCUUUACUUCUCUGUACAAUCUGCUCAAAGCCAAGCUCUGUCCCUACUUCUAUGUGUGUACCUACCAGUUCACUGUCCUGUUCCGUGCGGCUGGUCUUGCGGGAAGUGACGUUAUCACAGCUGUAAUUUCUCCCACAACUAGAGGGUUAAGGGAAGCCAUGAGAAAUGAAGGCAUAGAGUUUUCUUUACCUUUGGUAGAAGAAAAUAGAACCAGAAAACGGAAAAGCUCUGAAGUGAGUUUGGAAACUGAAGUUGCUAACAGCCUCGAAGUGGGCAACAGCAUGGAAAAUGGCGAGGAACUAGCUCCAAGUGAUGAUGAUGAUGAAAGUUUCUCUUGGCUUGAGGAGAUGGGAGUCCAAGACAAGGUUAAGAAACCAGAUGCUAUUUCUAUUAAACUUCGUAAGGAGAAGCACGAGGUGCGGAUGGAUCACAAGCCCGAAUCCCUUGCGUUAGUGAAAGGAACAAACACAUUCACCUUGCUGAACUUCUUGAUAAACUGCAAGAGCCUGGUGGCUGUUGCAGGCCCGCAGGCAGGGCUUCCACCAACUUUGUUGUCCCCUGUUGCUUUCCGAGGUGGAACAAUGCAAACGCUCAAAGCUCGAAGUAUAAAUGCCAAAGCCAGGGUUCACUUGGCUUACGAGGAUAUAUUCAGCUUGGAGAUCGUAGGCCCCAUCAUGCCUCACUCCCUGCAUUCGUUGACCAUGCUGCUCAGGGUGGCGCAGAGGGGAGCCUUCUCUGCUGCGUUACAUACACACGAGCCAACUGCUGUGUUUAACACUAACCUUGACAAUGCGAGCCCUGCCUCAAAUAAGGAACCCACAGGCAAAGACAUUCCUAGGUGUGGACUGCAGCCCGAGGCCUGGGACCAACUGAGUCAGUGUCCAACACUGGGAAAAUCUGCCAUCCGAUUUCUGGAAAUGAAGGAUUACACUUAUACCUGGAAGUCCUAG